AUGUCGCUGGAGGAAACUGGACUAUGGCGCUACGCUACGACCGACGAUGAGACGCGCGGGGUCUUUCAGAAGAAAUCCGUUGCGGGGCAGCAGGGCAGCAGGGCGCACAGGGCUGCAGGGCAGCAGGGCGCGUGGGGCAAACAGGGCAGCAGGGCGCACAGGGCUGCAGGGCAGCAGGGCGCACAGGGCUGCAGGGCAGCAGGGCGCGCGGGGCGCGCAGGGCUGCAGUGCGCGCAGGGCGCGCAGGGCAGCAGGACAACAGGGCGCACAGGGCGCGCAGGGCUGCAGGGCGCACGGGGCGCAGCGGAGCUGCAGGGCGCGCGGGGCGCGCAGGGCAACAGCAAGGGCUGUAGCGGCAACAGCAAGGGCUGUAGCGGCAGCAGCAGGGCAGCAAGGCGCACAGGGCUGCAGGGCAGCAGGGCGCACAGGGCUGCAGGGCAGCAGGGCGCGCGGGGCGCGCAGGGCUGCAGGGCGCGCGGGGCACACAGGGCAGCAGGGCAGCAGGGCGCACAGGGCUGCAGGGCAGCAGGGCGCGCGGGGCAAACAGGGCAGCAGGGCGCGCGGGGCAAACAGGGCAGCAGGGCGCACAGGGCUGCAAGGCAGCAGGGCGCACAGGGCUGCAGGGCAGCAGGGCGCGCGGGGCGCGCAGGGCUGCAGUGCGCGCAGGGCGCGCAGGGCAGCAGGACAGCAGGGCGCGCAGGGCGCGCAGGGCUGCAGGGCGCGCGGGGCGCACAGGGCAGCAGGGCGCGCAGGGCGCAGCAGGGCUGCAGGGCGCGCGGGGCGCGCAGGGCAGCAGCAAGGGCUGUAGCGGCAACAGCAAGGGCUGUAGCGGCAGCAGCAGGGCAGCAGGGCGCACAGGGCUGCAGGGCAGCAGGGCGCACAGGGCUGCAGGGCAGUAGGGCGCGCGGGGCGCGCAGGGCUGCAGGGCGCGCAUGGCGCGCAGGGCAGCAGGACAGCAGGGCGCGAGGGGCAAACAGGGCAGCAGGGCGCACAGGGCUGCAGGGCAGCAGGGCGCACAGGGCUGCAGGGCAGCAGGGCGCGCGGGGCGCGCAGGGCUGCAGUGCGUGCAGGGCGCACAGGGCAGCAGGACAGCAGGGCGCGCAGGGCGCGCAGGGCUGCAGGGCAGCAGGGCGCGCGGGGCGCGCAGGGCUGCAGUGCGCGCAGGGCGCGCAGGGCAGCAGGACAGCAGGGCGCGAGGGGCAAACAGGGCAGCAGGGCGCACAGGGCUGCAGGGCAGCAGGGCGCGCGGGGCGCGCAGGGCUGCAGUGCGCGCAGGGCAGCAGGACAGCAGGGCGCGCAGGGCUGCAGGGCAGCACAGGGCUGCAGAUCCCCUCCCCCCCACCGCUGCACCCGCAGCAGGGGGAUGGAGGAGAAGUGGGGGGGGGGGGGGGGGGGCUGAUGCUGCAACUCCCCUCCCCCCCACUGCUGCUGCAGAUCCCCUCCCCCCCACUGCUGCACCCGCAGCAGGGGUGGAGGAGAAAGGGGGGGGGGGGGCGGGGGGGGCUGGUGCUGCAGAUCCCCUCCUGCCUCCCCCUGAACCUCCAAGCUCCCCCCCCUUCCCAACACAGGGUGCGGCAGGGAGAGAGUGAGGAGAAAAGGGCGGGGGGGGGGGGGGGGGGGUGA
This is a messenger RNA of Closterium sp. Naga37s-1, 1623 nucleotides long. The record is from the annotation of a GenBank genome assembly. NCBI's taxonomy places the organism in Eukaryota, Viridiplantae, Streptophyta, Zygnematophyceae, Desmidiales, Closteriaceae.